AUGCUGGAACCGGUUAAGGAUUUUCAGCAGGUGGUUGCCUUGAUGAGGUAUUUGUAUGAGCAGAAGUUUGUUAAUUCGGAUUUGUAUUAUGUGAAUGCCUCCAAUGGUUUUAAUGAGGUGUUUAGCUAUGAUGCUUAUCCGCAAUUUGAGGUCAUAAAUAAAACCCAUUUGGUGGGAGAUGUGCGUAAAUUCUAUUACAAGAUAAUCGACAAAACCGAUUUGAAAGGUUAUCGUUUUGCAACACCCCUAAUGCAGGAUCCUCCCAAAGUUAUACGUUAUAGGAAUAAAGAAGGCUUGAAACGAGUACAGGGUGUUACAUUUAACAUUAUGAAAAUGUCGUUGGCCUAUUUAAAUGGCACCUUAACAGAAACCCAAUCGCUGCUUAACUCUUCCUCAAUAGUGGACAUGAAAUAUGUUUUGCAGGAGGUGCGUGAGAAAAGGGUGGAGCUGGCGGCCCAUGCCUAUGCCUUGUUCCAUAACGAUGACCGAGUGCAGAAAAGCUAUCCCUUGCUGGUGGUCAAUUGGUGUAUAAUGGUGCCCAUUUUUAAUAAGGAAUUCACCAUGUUCUAUCCCCUGAUGCCGUUUCAUUGGAAAGUCUGGCUGAUUUUUAUAAUGGCUUUUGGUUUCAUUAAUAUCGUGAGUUUUGAGUUUCUAAAACUGCAUCACAUAGACAACACCAACUUUAUUUUAAUCAACUUUUGUAAAUUCAUUAACACCGCUCCUCCCCGGCCAACUCAAAAUCCCACCAAGCUGUGGUUUGAUAUGCUACUAAAUGGUUUCAUCUUUAUCCAGAGUUUCUUUUUGAGUGCCUUUUAUACCUCCACCCUGGGCAGUUUCCUAACGGUCACCCUUAUACGCAAACAAAUCAAUUCUAUGUCAGAGUUGCUGGCCGCCCAAUUACCCAUUAUGAUCAUAGACUAUGAGCUGGAAUUUUUGCUAGAAGCCCAAUUCAAUUUACCUUUAAAAUUUCUGCAAUUGAUAAGGCCCGUCAACUCCUCUACAUUCUAUCAACAUCAACUGACUUUGAACACCUCAUAUGGCUACUUUACCACCUACGACACCUGGCACUUCCUGAAUCUGCAGCAGCAACAUUUAAGGCCUCCCUUAUUUCGCUAUUCGGAUAUAUGUUUUGGUGAUUAUCAUUUGGCUUUUCCCAUGAUUACCGAGUCUCCCAUUUGGCGUGAUAUGGAGUAUUUAAUGUUUCGCAUUCAUUCGUCGGGUUUGUAUUUUUACCAUGAAAAGAAAUCAUUCGAGUAUGCGGUGCGUGCUGGCUUGGUGCGUUAUCGCAAUAAGAAAUCCAAUUUUCAGACAGUGGGCUUUAUACAUUUGAGAUUGGUAUUGGGUUUCUUGAUAUUCGGUUUGUUGCUGGCAUUUUUGAGAUUUCUAUAUGAGUUGUGGCAAAAGCGGAAAGAAAAGAGGAGUGAUGAGCAUCAGCAUAAUCUUAAAAAUAUUGAAUAUUGCUAUCUAAGAAAACUUUUGAAUAUUCCUUUGAUGUUUUUAAAUUUGUUUACUAAUAAAAAGUAA
Molecule: messenger RNA, 1524 nt
Organism: Calliphora vicina (urban bluebottle blowfly)
Lineage: Eukaryota; Metazoa; Arthropoda; Insecta; Diptera; Calliphoridae
Exons: 1
Coding region: 1-1524 (507 amino acids)
Source: RefSeq, a predicted model, not a curated record